CAGCAUUGAUUCGCAUAUUGUCGUAGUGAGGAGACCGUUGAGUGCUAUUCUAUGAAACGACGUUCUAUACGAUGUUUUUCCAGAGUUUUAGCUUUUCCGCCAUAGCAGUGUGUUUAUUUGUGUUGUUAAGAGCAUCAAAUGCUUUUAAAUAUGUUGACUGUGGUUCAGCGGUGGGGACAUUCACAAACGUGUCGAUGUCUCUCUGCGAGGACGCGGCGAAUCUUCCGUACUGCCCCAUGAAACGCGGCACGUCAGGAACCCUGGAAAUCGACUUCGAGUCAGCCCAGUAUACUCACACAUUGGCUGCUGUUGUUCAUGGUGUCAUUGGAGGAAUCAAAUUUCCAGUCCACUUGCCCAACAAAAACGCAUGCAACGACUUGGACACAGCGUGUCCGGUAGAAAUGUACAAACCUUACACGUAUAGAACUACUCUGCCAAUACUGCAGUCUUACAUCAAGGUUGGUCUUGAGAUUCAGUGGGAGCUCCAGGACGACACGUCAGCCAACGUGGUUUGCAUCACAUUUCCAGCGCGAAUCGUUGACUGAGGACGGCAAUGGCAAUACAAGAAAGAUACACGCUCCACGCGGCGUAAAGGGAUCCCACCGUCUGUCGGUUCCACUUGUCGAUGGAUAGGGAAAAAACUGCGUAAUAUGAACGCAUAUAAAUCAAAAGCAACUAUAACCAUUUUAACAUGAGCCCUAAUCUCUAAAAUUAAGCUGAUUUAAUAAUCCGGAUGACGUGCUUCAUACACACUGGAAAGCUCAAUUUCUUCUAUUUUAAUUUUAGCGUCCAAUGAGUUUGUCUGAAAUAUUUUUAUUUCAAACUAGCUGCUUCAGCUCACUUUGCUCGCACCUCCGCACCUAGGCAAGUGAUGGAGUUAUCGCUAUCAUUUGGACAUCAACAAUCUUGUUUGACUCAAAAAUCAAGGAAAUCGGCCCGGCGACCAGUGGAUAUAGUCAAUAGGAGAGGUCGGACAAAAUUUGGAAACUUUAAACGCUUAUAACUUUGUUUAUGCAAAGCUUUGAGGUUCCGCAAGUGGUUCCAUUGGUUUCCUCGUGAAAUUUUCCUCUAGAAACACCUCUAAGAAUUUGAAAUGUGACUAAAUAAUCAUAUAAAUUUGCAAUUUUAGUCAAAAACUUCGUGUUCGACCUCCCUAAUUGACUCGAUCCUUUGUGCGGCAGUUCCUCGGAAUUCAGGAUCAAAAGGUUUCAAUCCUUACAGUUUUAUUUAUAUAGAUUCAUUCCUAAACUUUAUGACUGUCGAGAGUGAUUUUUAGUUAAAAUACAAUUUUUGUAAGUUUAUUGCCCGUUAAUGCUCUAAAACAGUUUGAUAAGUAUCUGUUUAUUCCAGUGCUGCAUAAGAAUAUUUGUCUUUUCCGAAAUCAACACGACAAAAUGUCGCGGAGAGAAAAAUACUGAAAACUUGCGCCACGAACUUAUAUAGAGAAUGUAAGUAUAGUGCUCGAUGUACAUUAUUGAAAGUAGGUUUAAGGUAAAAAAAGUACAACUAUUGAAAUCAAAGUUCCAAAAUUAAACUCUUUUAUAAUUUUA
This is a messenger RNA of Bemisia tabaci, 1550 nucleotides long. Its product is annotated as NPC intracellular cholesterol transporter 2 homolog a. Gene Ontology annotation, molecular function: sterol binding. Lineage: Eukaryota; Metazoa; Arthropoda; Insecta; Hemiptera; Aleyrodidae. Gene Ontology annotation, biological process: intracellular cholesterol transport. The record is from RefSeq and is a predicted model, not a curated record.